AUGAUCAGAAAAGAAUUAUAAUUACUUAUAUCUGUUGCUGGAAUAUAUUUCUGCUAUUUUAAAGUAGGACUUAUUGAAGAACACUUGUAAUAUAUGAUUUUAUUAUUAUCAAGAUUUAAAAGUAAUUUUGGUUCUAUUGAUAGUAAUCCAUCUCCUAAAUUUGAAUUUUCUUCUAUUCUAAUAUUUCUACAAAUGUCAUUAUAUAAUUUAUUAUGUGUGACAAUGAUUUUUAGAAAUAAAAUAAAGUUUGUAUGUACUAUAACGGAAGGAUCCUAUUUAGGAUUACUAAAUUUUACAUCAAUGAUAGGUGCAUUAACAGCCUUAUAAUAUGUGAGUUUUCCACUUUAAGCUCUAGUUAAAAGUUGCAAGUAAGUAUUUAUGAAAAUUAUUGAAUCCUCUCAGUAUUAGUAGUUGGAUUAGUAUUUGGAAAUCAAAAAUUUACAAAAUAGUAAAUACUAUGUGGUUUAAUAAUUACAGUAGGAAUCUAUACUUUUAAUAUAAGUGAGAGUAAUACAUCUAAUAACACUUCUUCAAUCUUUGGAAUUAUUUUAUUGAUUGCUUCAUUAUUUUCAGAUGGUUGUCUAGCAACAUUAUAAAGUAAAUUCAAAGUAAAGAAAUUAGAAUAAUGGGAGAUGGGAUUUCAUAUUACUUUAUGGAGUUUCAUUGGCUCAAUAUUCUAUACUAUAAUAUAAGGUAAGUUUAUUUAAUUCUUAUCAUACAUUCAAUAAUAUCCAAAAGUUAUUCCAUAAAUAGGAUUUCUUACUAUUAAUUCAGUUUUAGGAUAAGUGUUCAUCUUUUAUUGCAUAAGGUAUAUUCAAUUUAAUUACUAUCCAGUUGUUUCUCUCCUAGAGUUUUAAGUCUUAUUACUACAACCAGAAAGUUUUUCACUGUUCUUUUAUCUAUUAUUAUUCAUAAUCAUAAUGUUAAUUAAAUACAAUGGAUUGCUAUUAGUUUAGUUGCUUUUGGAGUUACUAAGGAAUUACUUUUGGUAAUUUUGAAUUUACUAUAUUAAAUAGGGAAUGAGUUCAAAAAUCCAUAUAGAAAAGAAGAAGGAUUCUUACAUUAAACUUUCUUAUAAUGAUGAUUAAUAAUUAGAAUAAUAAUAAAAUAAUGAUGAUAAUUAAUUAUUAAAAUAUUAAUAAUAAUAAUAAAAUAAUGAUGAUAAUUAAUUAUUAGAAUAAGAAUAAUAGACCAAUAAUAAUAACAAAUUAGAAUAAGAACAAUAAUAAUGUACAAAUGAUUAUAAUUAAUAAGAGAAUCAUAAGAAACAAUAUAAUUGA
Molecule: messenger RNA, 1280 nt
Organism: Paramecium sonneborni
Lineage: Eukaryota; Ciliophora; Oligohymenophorea; Peniculida; Parameciidae
Source: the annotation of a GenBank genome assembly